ACAAGUGCCCCGACCCCAAAACUCUCACGUUGCAACUUUGUGUGCGAAGUGUCUGUGGAAGUGUGUUUGACCCCCCGCGAAUCAACAUGGCAGACUACCGGGACGACACCGGAGCUCGGGCCCUGCUCGCCCUGCAGUCGGCACCGUGCAGCCCCGUCCGAGUAGCGGUCACCUCGCACUCCUUCAACCACCACCAGCCCUCGCUCGCCUUCCUGGGUCCGCCGCUGACAGAAGCCUCCGCCGGGAUGCGCCCCACUCGCCUGGCGUCUCCUCUCCCCCAGGCCCUGGCCAGACUGGAGGGCCGGGACUUUGAGUUUGUCAUGCGCCAGAGGACGGUCACUAUCGGUCGGAACUCGUCCCAUGGCUCCGUGGACAUCAACAUGGGUCACUCGAGCUUCAUCUCGCGGCGGCACCUGCAGCUCGGCUACGACGAGGCCAGCGGCUUCUCGCUGCGGUGCCUGGGCAAGAACGGCGUGUUCGUGGACGGCGUAUUCCAGCGGAGAGGGGCGCCGCCGCUGCCGCUUCCCCGACAGUGCAUGUUCCGCUUUCCCAGCACGGUCAUCAAGAUCCAGUUUGCGUCGCUCAUCCCCCACGAAGAGCAGCGGGAGAAGGAGACGCCCUCGCCGCCCAUGCGCCCACUCGUGCCUCACAUCUCCCCACUCAAGAUCAGCAUUCCAACCGCGCAGCAGCAUGAAGAACACAUCAGGGCGUUCGGUUCACCGCUGCCGUCGCCUACAGGCACCCUCAGCGUUCCCAAUUCGUGCCCGGCGAGCCCUCGCGGCGCCGGGUCGUCGGGCUACCGCUACGGCCGCAACGUGACCAGCGACCUGCAGCUGGCGGCCGAGUACGCCGCCAAGGCCGUGUCGGAGCAGAGGCGGAACGUCGUCGAGCUGCGGGCCGCGGCCGGAGAGCCCCGAGGGGAGUCAGCCGGCGGCGGCGGUGAGGACAGCCCCAAGGAUGAGUCCAAACCUCCGUAUUCGUACGCUCAGCUGAUCGUCCAGGCCAUCUCCUCGGCGCCCGACAAGCAGCUGACGCUCAGCGGCAUCUACGCCCACAUCACCAAACACUACCCCUAUUACCGCACCGCAGACAAGGGCUGGCAGAACUCCAUCCGACACAACCUGUCGUUGAACCGCUACUUCCUGAAAGUGCCGCGUUCGCAGGAGGAGCCGGGAAAGGGCAGCUUCUGGCGCGUGGACUCGGCCUCAGAGAACAAGCUGGUGGAGCAGGCCUUCCGGAAGCGGAGGCAGAGGGGCGUGGCCUGCUUCCGGACACCCUUCGGUCCCCUCUCGUCCCGGAGUGCCCCCGCGUCGCCCACCCACCAGGGACUGCUUUCACCAACGUCCAGCGGGCUGCAGACCCCCGAAUGUCUGAGCAGGGAGGGGUCCCCCAUCCCUCCGGACCACCACGAGCAGCUGGCGCACAAGCUGGCCGCCGUGCCCGAAUAUCGAUACUCGCAGAGCGCGCCAGGGUCUCCGGUCAGCGCUCAACCAGUCAUCAUGGCGGCGCCGCCUCACCCGAGCGGCGCCCUCGGCAAAGCCCUGGCGCUCUUCCCGGGGGGCAGCGGCCAGGUCCACCUUCUCCACAACCCGCCGCCAUCGUCGUCGUCUUCGCUCACCAUGCUGCGCGUGGUCACCACCGGUGCCACUCCCAACGGCUACUGCGCCCCUUCGCUGGCCAACGCGGGGCUGGGUGGCGGCGAGCUCAGAGAGGCGCAGCUGAAGCGAGAGCUGGUGAUCCAGACGGUGGACGGCGGCGCACAGGGGGCGGACUCGCGCAACCUGGACACACGGAACAUGGCGCUGGGGCUGCAUCAACUUCCCGUGCAUCCCGUUACCCACAACGGGAAGCACACCAACGCCGCAUUUGCCACGGCAACCAGCCUCGCUGCUUUUGCUUCAGGUCUAAGCAGUCCUCUCCAGAUUUUGGCAGCUCAGGCCUCCAGCUCUCCUCCGGUUCUGGUGUGUCGUCCGCUUUCCGCCGAGCAACCCAGCGGGGGCAACGAACCUCAGGUCAAGCGGUCCAAGAUGGACGACGGCGAGGGGUCCGCCGCCGUUGCCACCCAGCAGCCUGUUAUCGUCGCUGUGACUCCACAAUGCCAAGAGCCCAGGAAGUGAGCUCUCUCAAAAAAGGGGCCUGAAGGGAAUUUUGUUGUGAAAAAAAUCCAACUUAAAACAAAACAAAAAAUGGAAGCAAACACUACUUUCAGACUUUUUCGUGAACGCAGAAAUGGGAUUACUGGGUCGCCAAGAAGACGAAGACUUUGACGUCUCGGUUGGCUAAAUUAUAGCAAUCAUUUUUAAAAACUAAAGUAAAACAGUGUCUUUGUUUCGGGUUAGCAAAGCCAUUGUUUUAAAUUAGCAGAUGAAAACAAGAAAAAACACGCAAUGUAACCCUUUCAAAACAACAAAAAUGCCUUAAAAAGAUUUCUACACUUUGUCGUUUUUAUAUUAACCUUUAGAGCUUUUUAGAAUGUCAACGCGACAUUAGCUGCGCUAGCCGAGCCACCAUGCUAACGUCGCUCUUAGAAGCUAUUUUUUCUUAAAACAUUUUGUGUAAGAAAAACAACAAAAAACACAUGCGUAAUUAAUACAUUCUAGAAAGAUUACUAUGUAUUUUUUGUAAACGUCCCACAGUUGUGAUUAAGACGAAUGUUGUCGCACAAAAUUAAAGCCACAUUGACUCAAAACACUUUUCUUGUCUUACUG
This is a messenger RNA of Phycodurus eques (leafy seadragon), 2708 nucleotides long. RefSeq names its product forkhead box K1 (gene foxk1). Lineage: Eukaryota; Metazoa; Chordata; Actinopteri; Syngnathiformes; Syngnathidae. Gene Ontology annotation, molecular function: RNA polymerase II cis-regulatory region sequence-specific DNA binding; protein binding; DNA-binding transcription factor activity, RNA polymerase II-specific. The transcript is spliced from 9 exons. The record is from RefSeq and is a predicted model, not a curated record. Bases 87 to 2117 code for a protein of 676 amino acids. Gene Ontology annotation, biological process: regulation of transcription by RNA polymerase II.